UUUGAUAUUUAUCCUUUAUAGUUUAUGAGUAUUUAUUAAUCGUUAUUCAAAUUCAUAUCAUUAUUAAUAUUAUUUUAUUGUUUUAAUAUUGUUAAAAAUGUACACCCUCUGAUAUAUUAUAAAGCGACUAAAGCCUUAUGUGAUAUGUACAUACAUAUGUGUUCUUUGUGUAUGAUACAAUAAUCAAAAAUUCUAAAAUAUUUUUAAUAGCAUGUAUCUACAAUAAAAAAUGCCAAUAGAAUUAAAUAAAGAAAAAUAAGAAUCUCAACUUUUUCCUAUUAAAACCAGAUCAGUAUGGCAGAAUUCAAACAAAAACUAAAGAAUCUCUUAGAUGCUAAGACUUCAGUAAAAGUUCCAUUAAUAGGAUCACAAGACUUUUGGGACAUUUCUGAAAAAAAAAGUGAUUCACUUUUAAUAAAACCAGUGGUGAAUAAUGAAAAGUUUGUCGAAAAAUGUGAUGCUGAACUUGUAUCAAAUAUAGAUCAAGUAUAUUUCAACAGUUCUGACUUUGAUUUUACUAAAUUUGAACUAGAAAAAUUACCAAGUAUUCUCGAUAAAAAAUUGAUUGCCAAUGACAUAAACAAACUUAAAGUUCAACAUGAAAUUGUUGAAAAACAAUUGCUACAGUUGAUUCUUGAAAAUCAAGCUGCAUGUGAUGAUGAAUUAGACAAAAUUGGAAUGUUACAAAAUAAUUUAAAAUCUAGUCUAGAAAACUGUGAACAUGCUAAGAAUCGCUUAAAAUUAGCUAAAAGACAAAUCACUACAGCUGGUUUGGGCCUUUUGGGUAAUUGCAGAAAAAAAUCUUUAAUUCUCGAUUUAUUAAGUUCUUUAAAUAGUAUCAAAAUGCUGUUACAAACUGAAAAAAAACUUGAAGAAUUAGUUUCUCAAGCUAAUUAUGCCAAAGGAAUAGCUUUACUUUUAGAAUGCACUCAAGGUGCUUCAGCUUUUAAACAAUUUAAUUGUAUUGCUGCAUUAUCUAUCAAACUCCAAGAUGCAUUAAUUAUGACAGAAGAGCAAUUAGACAUCGUGUUGUCAAAUAUGUGUUUCAAUUUUGAUAAUGAAAAGUAUUCCGCUGUUCAAGAAGCUUAUAGACGCCUGGGUAAAACAAGAAUUGCUAUUGACCAAUUGCAUAUGCAUUAUACAUCGGCAAUCCACAGUGCUUCGUUUGAUACUAUAAAUUUAUUUGUGAAUACAGAUAAGGUGGAAAACAAUAAAAAUUCAUUUGCCUUUUUGUGUCAGUGUGUUCCCGAUGAACAGUUAAUUCCAUGUCUUAUUGCAUUGAGUAAAAUAUUUUGGAACAUUUUACAAAGCUAUAAGAAAGCGGCAGAUUGGCAUAGAGAAUUUAAAGAUAUUAGUACAGAUAGUGAAGAUGAUAUUGAAGAAUAUGUUAAUCAAGAAUAUAUCAGUAAAAAAUUUGAAAUAGGUCCCACACGUUUAUGGGGUGAUAUGGUUACUAAAAUAUCGAAUUUAGUAUUCAAUUCUAAUAUGACAAAAUUUAAAUUUGACGACUUUCUUCAAGUGCUAUCUAUAUUAAACAAGCAUAUUAAAAUAGGUGAAGAAUUUUGCAAUAGUAAAUCGGAACAAUUACAAAAUGAUACAAAAAAGUCUUGUAUCAAUUAUUUUCAUACAUAUCAUAAAAAUUGUCUGGAUGAGCUAACAAUAUUUUUUGAAAAUGAAAGUUGGACUCCUUGUCCAGUGAAACGUGAAUUUAAUUUAUUUCAACUGCAAGAAUUUAGAACAAUUAAGAAUCAUAUUCAAAAAAGUAAUUCAUCGCGUCUAACUCAUAGUAGAAAUUCAUCUAUGGAUAGUAGCUCUAUUAGUACAUGUGAAUAUUUUCAUUUCACAUCAGAUAAAUCACCAUUUGAUAAUGAUUUAAAUACUACAUAUUGUGAAGAUAUAUUGGAUACAGAAAUGGAUGGAAAUAGUGUUUGUAGUGAUGAUACUAAUAACAGCUAUGAAGACACAGAUAAUUAUAAUAUAACAGCAGAUAAUUAUGAAAGACCACCUUUGCUUACUAAUACAACGUUAACAGUGAUGAGACAUUGUGGAAAGUACUUAAAAAUAUGUAACAUAUUAAAAUCUAUAUCUGAGGAUGUAGUUACUUGUUUAUGUCAACUGUUUGAAUACUAUCUAUAUUCUGUCCAUUUAUUAUUCACAUCAGAUAUGUUGCCUCAAAUAUGUAUUGGUGUAAAUAGUGUAAAGCUUCAAUCAGUUAUAACAAGAAUAUGCAACACUUUGAUCCAAUGCAAUCCUGAAAAUCAAGAUCCAAUUAUUCGUGAACCUGUUGCACUUCACGUAUUAAGUCUAUCAGAUGCAAACAAUUUAUAUAGUGUUUCUGAACGAAUUGUUGCUGUAGAAUCAUUAGUGUUUUUAGGAGAACAGUACAAGUUAUUACAUUCUUAUUUAAAUUCAUUAUUAAUAUCGGAUACCAGCAGUUAUUCACUACAGCAAUUUUAUAAUCAAACUGUAGCUGUAGCAGUAGAUUUACGAAAACCAGUAUAUGGACGUGUAAUGUGUAAAUCUAUUGAUUACAAUCAAGUACUUGGCAUGAUGACCAAAGUCAACUGGGAGGUAAAAGAUAUCAUGUGUGAACACAGCAAAUAUGUUGAUUUUUUCCUCGAAGAAAUACGAGUAUUUUUUAAAACUCUUAAGACAUCAACAUCACAUAUAUAUUUAAAUGAGCAAGUAUUAUAUUCUAUUUGGGAAGCUAUAGCUGUUCUAGUAUCGUCUGUUUUUAUUGAAGGAUUUUCAUUGGCCAAAAAAUGUUCAAAUGCUGGUCGAGCAUUAAUGCAGCUUGAUUUCACACAGUUCAUGUCACAAAUAAACUCAAUUUGCCCUAUUAAUCCAUUACCACAUAAAGAACUAGUUGAAGUGUAUAUCAAGGCUUAUUAUUUACCUGAGACGUCAUUGGAAACAUGGACAAGAGAUCAUCAGGAGUACACACAUAAGCAAUUAUUAGCGGUCAUUAAUUGUGUGUGUCAAAACAAUAAACGGUUACGACAAAAGCUGACAAAUUUAUUAGAAGAAUCUCAACAAAGAUAAUCUCAUUUUUAUUACUAAAUAGUAAUACAGAAGUUAUACUCUCAAACAUUCGAUGAAUAAUCAAUGAGUAUGAGGCAAAUUUCAAGAAAAAUGAUCUGUCAAUAACCUAUUGACCAAUGACCUACUUAAUUUUUAAUAGGGGCCAUACUAAUAAAUUAAGUGACAGUUUUGUUAAGAUUAUUUUAGUGAUAUUGUCAAGUACCUAUUAAUGACGAAUUCUCUUUUUAAAAACUGUUCUUAUCCUUUUUAUAGUUCAUACAAAUCAAUCAUAAAUAUUGUUUAAUAUUUUCAGCAUUUCACUGUUGGUAAUCUAGUAGUAUGUGUCAGGAUCUUUAAAAAAGUAAUAUAAAUCUAAUACAUGUGUACUUCUUGAUGUGGAGAAGAUAAUGAUAUAAUGCAGUGGCAUAGCUAAGGGGGAGGGACUAAAGGGGCUAUAACCUUCCUCAUUGGCUGUAUUUUUUAUAUUGUUUUGAAAUAUUUAAAUUUGAAUAUGGAAAUUUUCUUACAAAAUUGACUAAUAUAUUUCUUGUUAUUAGUUUUAUAAUAGAAUGUUUGAGUUAAAAAAGUAUUAUUAAAAGCGUUUAUUAAU
Messenger RNA from Aphis gossypii (cotton aphid), 3631 nucleotides. RefSeq names its product syndetin (gene Vps50). Lineage: Eukaryota; Metazoa; Arthropoda; Insecta; Hemiptera; Aphididae. Gene Ontology annotation, biological process: endocytic recycling; retrograde transport, endosome to Golgi. Gene Ontology annotation, molecular function: SNARE binding. The coding region runs from base 295 to 3042 and encodes 915 amino acids. Gene Ontology annotation, cellular component: EARP complex. The record is from RefSeq and is a predicted model, not a curated record. The transcript is spliced from 18 exons.